Molecule: messenger RNA, 3886 nt
Organism: Carassius gibelio (silver crucian carp)
Lineage: Eukaryota; Metazoa; Chordata; Actinopteri; Cypriniformes; Cyprinidae
Gene: efcab12
Product: EF-hand calcium-binding domain-containing protein 12
Exons: 7
Coding region: 1826-3241 (471 amino acids)
Source: RefSeq, a predicted model, not a curated record
AUUUUUACAUUUUUUUUUAUGCAGUUUCUCUAAAACAGUGGUUCUCAGACCUGUCCUGGAGUACCCCCAGCCCUGCAUGUGCUGUAUGUCUCCCUCAUCUAUUACACCUGAUUCAUCUCAUCAGUGGAGACUACAGGACCUGAAGUGACUCGGGGAUACGGGGAGAGAUACAAAAUAUGCAGUGCUGUGGAUAAAAUUUGAAGAUAAAAUUUUUGUUCAUUUUUGAAAAUGUUAAGUAACUAGAUGUAUAACUAGAAUAUUUGGGGUGUAACUAGAUCUAGUUAGGUGACUAGAAUUUUUGGGGUGUUUUUAGUAUCGUCAAGUUAUGUUUACCAAAGGUGUUUACCACAGGUUUUAGUUUACUCAUAAACUGGUAAACCCCCCUAGGAAAAUCUCGAAGGAAUCCCGCGGCGAAUUACUCUUCCGGAUUCUGACGUCAUAGUCCCUUGGCGUUCUCUACUGUUUAUUACAUGAUGGUAUUUGUUUGAAAGCGGCAUGACCAAAUUAACGACAUUAGGAUGGAUACAUAGCAGUUUAUAGUUGCUGGGGGACAGGACACUUUUAGAGUUGAUACCGCAAGAUAUUGCUAACAAAGCGCUGCAUUAGCUCGCUGCAUUAUAUUUCCUUCUGCUCAAUUUCCUUUACUAUUUGUGUGUAAAAAAAAAAAAAAUUACUACAAUCAACGGAUAAGGAAAUUCACAGUUCAUUUCUGAAAUGGAAUUUUAAACGUAUUUAAAUGUAUUUAUGUCAUCAAUCGUUGAUUGUCAGUAAGAUUAAGGUGAAGCAUGGUUCUAGCUAAGACUAGAGUGCUAGCGAUGACCAUGUCGUAAUUGGAUGAAUACUGACAUAAAUACUUAAAAACUCAAAGUGGAAAUCCUGGGUCAGACCGUCAAAUCUCUGACUUCAGCAUAAGCAAAGAGUCUGACUCUCUGCCCCGCGGCCGCCCCACUGAGACCAAUGAUAUGCCUUCACAGCUGCCCAUAGCUAUAUAAAAUUGGAGAACAACCAACUUCCAUUUACCAACUUCAUAUUCCACUUUUGUUUUUUUUUACUUUAAUCUAUUUAUAUCUGUUUUAAGAUAAGACAUAAAGGACAAAGGUUGUUGUAACUUUGUUACAUAAGUGUGUGAUUUUAAGUAUACUUAGACACAUGUCUCAAACAUGGUAAUCGAGCGAGUACAUGUGACGUAUUUGUUUAAAAUGUGUGAUCAUACUUUGAUUAAAAGUUAUGUUUGACCAUUUAAGAAUAUAUGUGUAUAAUUGUGUGCUGCUUUAGUCAAACAGUAUAAAAGUAAUUUAAAUGGAUCCAAAAGUUUGAGAUUACUUAGAAAAGUUGAAAUUUAAAGUCUUUGAUUCAAAACCUACUGUCUAAAAUCCGUAUUCCACAUGACACAGUAGAUAAAGUCUUAAAGGUUUGGAAUUAUAUGACGGGGAGUGACCAUUUUUGAUGUAAAUGAUCUCUUUCUAGAAAAAUUCUGUCAGUCAAGGAUAUAGUAGUAUAGUACAGUAAACUGUAUUACUGUAGUAUCAUGCUAUAAAAAGUAUUUGAGAUGCAACUGAAUGUUUUUUUCUCUCUGUUUUAGUAUAUAAUAUAAUUUAAUUAAAGUAAAAGAUGCUUCAAUAAAGUCCAUGACUUUCUUAAGUCAAAAUGAACAAGCUUUGACCUUUGAGGAAGAAGAAUGGAUGUCAUGGAUACACAUGUAAACAUGCCACCCAUAGACUUAGUUAUUUCACAGCUACAUUUUACAGAAGCGAGUGGCGUUGAAUUAAAAUCCAGGUAUAUUACAAUCUAGCUUAAUUUUAUUUGAAUAGCUAUUUUUUAAAUAAUGCCAAAAAGUCCAGUAUUCGGAACUGAGUGCUUAGUGGGUGACCCGAGAUUGGAAGAGGAAUUCAGGCGGUUAAAAAAACGAGACUUGACAGAGACGUACCUAUUUCAACUGGCAUGUGGUUCUUUGGGACCACAGAAAUGCAGUGGUGGUGACUUGAGGAAGCCUAAGAUGGAUAAGAUAAAAACAUCAACUCGUCCACAGCCGAAACAACUUGACGCUCAACCUGCUAUUCCUGCCUCUGCCCGCAGAGGCGCUGCUGAGUCCUACUCGCGUCUCCCUGGAGGCAAACCCGCGGAACACCCGGACUGGAUCCGGGACAGGAAAGCGUUCAGAGAAGCGCUUGAAAGGAUGGGAGACCUGCGCAGAUGGCUCCACAAUAAACCCAUUCUUACCGACUCGGAGUUUCUCGUUAUGGAACGAGACAGACAAGCUCAGCGGAUGUCAUCACUCCCUCCAGAAACAAGCAUUGCUCCAUCAGCACCAGAUGCUAUCACUUCUUCGCGCGAGCUUAGACGUGAAGUUGAAGACGUGAACAGCUUUCUGCGCAUGUGCGAACCCUGCAACCUCUUCAAACUCUUGGACUGGAACGAGACUGGUCAAUUAAAGCGUGUAGACCUCUGUAAUCAAUUUAAGAAGGAAGGCUUCUUCAUACAACCUGAGCGGUUAAAUGUGCUGAUGUCCUCUUUAAAUAGUAAAGAUGGAAACUCAGUAACUGUGGAAGACCUGGCUGCUGGUAUUCAGGCCUGGAGCAGAAAGCAUCAGGAAAAUGAAGAGCAGCAAUCAAACCCAGGUUAUUGGAAUGCAGACUGUGAGAAAAGGAUUGGGUCGAGACAUUAUCUUCCAAUACAUGGAGGGGAGAAAGAUGACCAGAAGGGCAUGCAGGAUGUGGAGGUGUUAGCGAUCAUUCGGAGAGUUCUGGCAGCCUCCAAGACCUCCUGCCCUUCUUCUCUGGGUGGACCUAUGGGCAGAGAAGUGGAUCGUUUCAGGAGACUUUGUUUCAGAGAAUAUCUGAAAUCACUGGAGCAAUGCCAACGACAAGCGCUUAAUGUGAGCCAGGCCACACUACAGAAAGUCCUGUUGCACCCUGGUGACAUGAGCAUGUCUAGCAUCUUCAAAUUGGGAGGGAAAGGUCACUUCGGGACACCCAAAACUCAUCAAGCUGAAGGUGGCACACAUAAGGGCCACAAAGAGAUGAAGAAGCAGCCGGUGUGCUGGGCAGACCCUAAUGCUUUCUGGCCUGGAAGGGAAGAUCAUGUGCGCUUGUUCCUGCCUGUAAAGACAAGCUCUCCUGCAAUGGUUUUAUUUCAGCGUAUCAAAACUACUGUUUUGCCAAGUCCUGGCCACUGGCCUGUAAAUCAUUUAGGAUACUCAACCUCUGGAGACAUAGAAGCUCACAAAACGUACACCCUCUAGAAUAACUUGUACCAUAUUGAAUGUCUGUAUUAAAUAGGACAUUUUUGUUCUGACUUUCUAAAAAGCAAAUUUCCAUUACCAUUAGUUUGCAUGCACAAGCAUUGAAGUAAUAGGUGCGCUGAUAUUUUUAGCUGCACAGGUUUUGUCACUCAACAUAUUCUAUCUUAUCUGUGACAGAUUCAACUAAAACAGUCAUGUUUGAUUUAAUAAAUAUAUUAUUAUAAUAUUUCUCUCUAUACUUUUUUUACAGUAUGAAGUGUGAAUGUACAAAUAUCUUGUGUGUGUUGUGUGAAUAGAGCCCUGUUUCUGUAUUCCUGAUACCAGGGUAUUUGCAUUAGGAAGUAUAAAGCAGAGUGACUAGUUUGAUGAUAUAGAUCAGGACACCUGUGAGUUAAAAAAAAAACAGAAAGAGCACACUUUAGCAGAGAGGCAGCAAAGAUGGAGGACAAAGAGAUGUCACGGAUUUCGAGUUCGCUCCUGUCGACGCGCGAGAACGGUCUUCUCUUCAGUUUACUAAGCAAUGACUGUAGUGUGAGUUUACUUUUUUUCUCUCAUCCCUUUAUCCUGUUUUUUUUUUAUAUAUAUAUCACCAGAUCUAAAUACCAUGUAUACAAUAAAGCAUACUGUGCACAAGAAUUACUGUUA